Molecule: messenger RNA, 590 nt
Organism: Prorocentrum cordatum
Lineage: Eukaryota; Dinophyceae; Prorocentrales; Prorocentraceae
Source: the annotation of a GenBank genome assembly
CCAGCCGCACGGUCGUCCUCAGCGGUGGGCUCGGCCCCGCCGCGCUGCCCGGCGGCAUGGCCAGCGUGGGCGUGGCGCCCUUCGUGCACGCCAGCCCCUGCUCGACCCCGCAGCCCACGUACGGACGCCUCAGCACCACGUACGCGGCGGCGUCCAGGGCGCAGGCGUGCCACGGCAGGCCCAGCGCAGUGGGCGGCGAGUGGCGCUUCCGCUCCGCCUCCCCGGGGGCCGCAGCCGGGGGCGGGCGUUGCAGCCGCGCCGCCGCACCCGAGGCCCGCGGCGCUUCGGGCGAGGUGCCAGCGCUGGCGGGCACCGGCUCGUGGGAGCUCGAGCGGGAGCAGGAGGAGCUCAAGGAGCAGCUCAAGACGAUGCGAUCUCAGCGGCGGAACCGGGCGCUGCGGGGGGAGCUCGAGGUGGAACGGUUGCUGUCGGAGCUGCAGGCGCUGCAGCAGAAGGAGCAGCACGCGCUGCGGCGGGAGGGGAGGGCGGACGACCUCCUCUGGCGCGAGGAAGUGCGCCUGGAAGAGGAGAGCGCUGCCUCCUCCAGCAGGGAUCAGAAGACCAGACAUCAGCAUGCAGAUCGUAUCGUG